Loxodonta africana (African savanna elephant) is the source of this 11644-nucleotide messenger RNA. It is a transcript of the gene NASP, whose product is annotated as nuclear autoantigenic sperm protein. Gene Ontology annotation, biological process: DNA replication-dependent chromatin assembly; CENP-A containing chromatin assembly. The record is from RefSeq and is a predicted model, not a curated record. The transcript has 16 exons. The coding region runs from base 187 to 2547 and encodes 786 amino acids. Gene Ontology annotation, molecular function: histone binding. Lineage: Eukaryota; Metazoa; Chordata; Mammalia; Proboscidea; Elephantidae. Gene Ontology annotation, cellular component: nucleoplasm.
CCUCACAAGCUUUAUUCCGCUCGCUGGUCCGCCACCUCAGGGGAACGAUGGCCGCAGAGUCCACAGCCACUGCCGCCAUCGCUGCAGAGCCGGUUCCCGCCAACAAGGAGUGACGUACAUAUGCAUGAACAGUGAGGGGAGGAUCUUCAGUCUCAUAUGCAUGUGCAGUCUGCAUAAUUUUAGUGAAUGGGUUUUUGCAUACCUGUGUACAGCCCAAAGAUGCAACGGCUCUCUGCUGCCACCCCAGGAAGGUCAUAUAGCCGAAUUGAGGAAGAUGCUCCAGCUCCUUCGACCUCUGCAGAUAAAGUAGAGAGUUUGGAUGUGGAUAGUGAAGCUAAGAAACUACUGGGUUUAGGACAGAAACAUCUGGUGAUGGGGGAUAUUCCAGCAGCUGUCAAUGCAUUCCAGGAAGCAGCUAGUCUUUUAGGUAAAAAGUAUGGAGAAACAGCUAAUGAAUGUGGAGAAGCCUUCUUUUUCUAUGGGAAAUCCCUUCUGGAGUUGGCAAGAAUGGAGAAUGGUGUGUUGGGAAAUGCCCUGGAAGGUGUGCAUGUGGAAGAGGAGGAAGGAGAAAAAACAGAAGACGAAUCUUUGGUAGAAAAUAACGAUAACAUAGAUGAGGAAGCAAGGGAAGAGUUGAGAGAACAGGUUUAUGACGCGAUGGGAGAAAAAGAAGAAGCCAAAAAAACAGAAGACAAAUCUCUGGUAAAGCCUGAAACUGAUAAAGAACAAGAGACUGAAACGGAGAAAGGUGGAAGAGAAGAUAUGGAUUUAAGUGAGCCUGCAGAGGAGCUACAGGUCAAAGUUGAAUCAACCCCAGAUCAGUUAACUGAAACUGCUGAAGACACAAAAGGAGCAGCAGCACCAGGACUGAAUGAAGCUGAGGUCUCUUCUGAGAAGCUAGAACAGGAAGCACCAGAUGCUGAGGAAGGAAAAUCAGUUUCUGGAAUAGACAUCCAGGAAGAAGAGUACAGAGAAAAAGGAGGUCAGGAGAAGCAGGGAGAGGUAAUUGUGAGCAUGGAGGAAAAGCCUAAAGAAGCUCCAGAAGAACAGUCUGUUGUGACUCUAGAAGAGCAGGGCACCGCAGUGGAGGUAGAAGCAGAGCCUGGAGACCCGACAGUGAAGCCAGUGGAUUUGGGUGGGAAGGAGCCAAAGGAACAGGUAGCUACCUCUGAAAAUGAGUCAGGAAGGGUUGUUCUUGAGGAGCAGUUUGUAGGGCAAGAAGUGCCCCUUGCUGAGGAGUCCCCAGAGGUGAGAACAGAGGCUGGAUCAGAAGUCUCUGAAAAGCCUGGGCAGGAGGCCAAAGUUUCCCCAAAGGAUGGUACAGUCAAUGGACUGUCAGCUGCAGGAGACCAGACUUCUGUUGAACCACAGACGUCUGCAGAAGGACCAACAGAAACAAAAGAUGGCUCAGGAGUAGAGAAGGUCGGGGUAGAGCUGGUUCCUAGCCAGGUGGAGACUAAACUGUCCAUAGAAGAGUCUGAGGCAGCUGGAGAUGGGGUUGAGACCAAGGUAGCCCAAGGGGCUACAGAGAAAUCACCUGAAGACAAAAUUAAGAUAGCUGCUAAUGAAGAGACACAAGAGAGAGAAGAACAGAUGAAAGAGGGUGAAGAAACCGAAGGCUCAGAAGAGGAGGAUAAAGAAAAUGACAAGGCCGAAGAAAUGCCAAAUGAUUCAGUUCUUGAAAACAAGUCUCUUCAAGAAAAUGAAGAGGAGGAGAUUGGGAACCUAGAGCUUGCCUGGGAUAUGCUGGAUUUAGCAAAGAUCAUUUUUAAAAGGCAAGAAACAAAAGAAGCUCAGCUUUAUGCUGCACAGGCACAUCUUAAACUUGGAGAAGUUAGUGUUGAAUCUGAGAACUACGUGCAGGCUGUGGAGGAGUUCCAGGCUUGCCUAAACCUGCAAGAGCAGUACCUGGAAGCCCAUGAUCGCCUCCUUGCAGAGACCCACUAUCAGCUAGGCUUGGCCUAUGGGUACAACUCUCAGUAUGACGAGGCAGUGGCACAAUUCAGCAAAUCUAUUGAAGUUAUUGAGAAGAGAAUGGCUGUACUAAAUGAGCAGAAGAAGGAGGCCGAAGGAUCACCUACUGAAUAUGAGAAAGAAAUUGAGGAGCUGAAGGAACUGCUACCUGAAAUUCGAGAGAAGAUAGAAGAUGCAAAGGAGUCCCAGCGUAGUGGGAAUGUAGCUGAAUUGGCUUUGAAAGCUACUCUGGUGGAGAGUUCUACUUCAGGUUUCACUUCUAGUGGAGGAGGCUCUUCAGUCUCCAUGAUUGCCAGUAGAAAGCCAACAGAUGGUGCUUCCUCAUCAAACUGUGUGACUGAUAUUUCUCAUCUUGUCAGGAAGAAGAGGAAACCAGAGGAAGAGAGUCCCCGGAAAGAUGAUGCAAAGAAAGCCAAACAAGAGCCGGAGGUGAAUGGAGGCAGUGGAGAUGCUGUCCCCAGUGGAAAUGAAGUUUCAGAGAACAUGGAGGAGGCUGAGAAUCAGGCUGAAAGCCGGGCAGCAGUGGAGGGGACAGUGGAGGCCGGAGCUACAGUUGAAAGCACUGCGUGUUAAGAGAGGGAGCAGAGACUUCCUCUUGAGGGAAAGUUUUUUUGUAUAUAAUGUAUUUUUUCACUUUUGGGGGAUUCUUUUUAUAUAACUUCAAUAAAGAUUGUAAGCAAAGGUUGAGGCUUCGAUGGUUUUUCUUAAAAUAUUGACUGAAUCUGUGCCUUGGAGCACUCCAGGUUUUAUAUAGUGGCCAAAGGUUUUUUUUUUUUUUUAAAUCCCUUCUGUACUGACCUCUGUGCUGGAAGUUUUAAUUCCCAAUUUCUGUGUAAUGUGUAGGUGAUCAGAUCAAGUAUGACUUUAGGCCCCUCAUCUUCCAACGGUGCUAUAUUUUCCAUUUUUAAAUGCCUGGCUGAGCCCAGCUGUCUUGCAAACCUUCAGUGGUGCUGUCCCUGAAUGGGAACUACAAAGAGAAGACUUGAUGAAGAUCUUGCUCUUUGGUGCUGAUCAUGGAUGAUGGACCUUGGCUGUUUGCUCUAAGGCAGCCUCCAGUCAGGCCUUGGGUGGUUCUGUUCUCUACCCACCUCUCCAACUGGGGCCUUAAUCCUACCUUGGAAAAAGAACUUUGAAGAAAACUUGGGGAAAGUGAUCUCUGAGGAAAACAACUGGUCUAUUUAAUUGUAGAGAAUUGAGUUCAGUGGUUUGAAAGGCUGAGGGAUUGUGUUGGACACUUUGAAUGUGGUUGGAAGAAUCUUUGUGGGGAGGCUGGCUGGUUGUUCUAUAAUUUUCUGUAUAGAAAGGUUGAACUGUAUUAAAACUUGGAAUUGUUACCCUUCUGCAGUUCUGACUUCUCAAAUAAAUAUGCUAAAAGGCUCCUGGGCCGGACUUGUGCUUAAAGAUCUUAACAGUGGGAUGCUGGGCUGCCUGGAGCAGUUCAGUGUGGGAUGUGGGGAUUUUAUUUAAUCAUUCUAAUACCCACAGGGCUACUUAGGAUAGACAGUAGGUUAAAAUCUACUGUUUUAACAUCCUAUGAUGCACACAGAGGGACCCCCAAGUAAACCGCAGUUUUCAGCAUUGAUUUUUUUGCUACUCAAAAUGGAGUUUUUUUGUGGCCUGGUAACAGUGACUCACGGCUGCAGAAUCUCUGGCUUAUUCUGGCUUUGAACUUCCUUCCUGAACAUGCUCUUGUAUUGGGUGUUCUGUGUCCUGAGGCUUUUUUUUUUUUUUUGGUCAGGCCAGUACAGUUAUGACACAAUUGAGUCUCAGACUCCUGACCUCCUCUGAUUGACAGUGGGAUCUGGGGCCAGGACAAGUAUAGAUGUCACAUGUGAUCCCACUUGGGCUAGGACCCUACCCUGAAUCUAUAAAUACAGAAGGCUACAGAGCUGCUUAUUUAUGAGGAGCUUAAAUGUCUGGAAAGUUUCUUGGAGGGUGUUCUGAGCUGGGAUUUGUAUGAAGUGCAGCAAUAAGAAUGGCUUUAAGCAAAAGACCAAGUGGGAAUGAGUUUAUCAAGUUCCAUUAGCUGGAAUUAAAAUACCCCUCGUCACCUUACAGAGAACUUCCUAUGUGCCGAACGGUGUUGUAAACAUGUGGGACACUCAUUUAAUCCUUACAUCAAUCUGUUUUAUAAAAGAAAACAAGCACGGAAAGGUCAAGUACUCAUGGAACGUGGUAAAGCUGUGGUUGGAACUAACACUGUGCUCAUAACAGCUGUUUGACUUCAGACCCUAUGUUAGGAUGUGGAGUAGUAAAGCCACAGGUCUGAGAACACAGCUCAGUCCAGGCCCUAGUCCUGUGCAUGUUAAGACACUCAUAUCUGCAGUCAGUAUCUGGGCUCAGAAACUCAUGGGGGUGGGACAAUACUCUGGUGAGGACCCAAACUCUCAUCUCUAUCUUUGAGUCCAUUAAGGGGUUCCUCUGCAGGAGGUGGUGGAUCAGCAAAGCCAGCUGAGGGGGUGAGGGUGCUGGCUUCCAGCGAAGAUGAGCUGGACAUCUGUGGAAUGGGGAAAGACAGGUCCUUAGCAAGACUGUAGACGUUAAGAGCACAGGUUUUGGUGUCAGACUACCUUAAUUUGAUCCUGUCUUGACGAUGUACUGUGAACCUACUUAAAACCUGCUUGUGCCUUGAUUUCCUCAUCUGUUACAUAAUGAUGUUGGGUACUGUCGAGGUAAUUCGGCUCAUAGCGAUCCCACAUGACAGAGGAGAAUUGCUCCAUGGAAUAGUCUAGGCUUUAAUGUUCACAGGAGCAGAUUGCCAGCUCUUUAUCCUGCUGAGCAGCUUGGCGAGUUCAAACCUCCAGCCUUUUAGUUAGCAACCUGGUUGCAUCACCAGGGCUUAUUAAUAAAAACAAGCAAAAACCAAAGCCACUGCUGUCAAGUAAAUUCUGACUCAUAGCGACCCUGUAGAGUUUUCUAAGGCUAUUAAUCUCUACAGAAGCAGACUGCCACACCUUUUCUUGAAGAGCUGCUGCAGUUUCGAACUGCAGACUCUUCAGUUGGCAGUUGAGUGCCUUCACCACUGUGCCACCAGGGCUAGUACCUAUCUAAUAGGGAUGUGAAAGAGCCCUGGUGGUGCAAUGGUUAAGCACUCAGCUAACAGGUUGGUUCAUACCCAUCAGUUGCUUCAUGGAUGAAAGCUGUACCAGUCUGUUUCAAUUAAGAUCUACAGCCUUGGAAACCUUAUGGGGGCAGUUAUACUCUGUCCUAUAGGGUCGCUAUGAGUCGGAGUUAAUGUAAUGGAAGUGGGUUUGGGUUUUUGGAAAUGUAAGCUGUUGCGUUAAUGUACAGAAAGCAUUUGGUAGUAACUGGCAUACAGCGGUCAAUCCAAAGGCUGGCUAUUAUAACUAUACCUUUGGUACCCCUAUCUCCAGUUGGACCCUCACCAGAGGUGGGUCCUGGUACUCGUGGGCAUUUGCUGGGUUGACCUCUGCCAGUGUCUGGACACCUGCAUCUCUCGCAUUCACCAGCCGCAGAAAGAGCUCAGCCUCACCUGCCUGGGGAGAGGCAACAUGGUACUGCAUCUGUAUCUUGGAUGACAAGACCCAGCCCCCACCCUUCAUACUCACCUGGGGAAUCCCGUUCAGCUGCCCAAGGCUAAGGCUGGAGUCCACAGGAAAGGACUGAAGUGGGAGGCGCCAGCGGCCACUUAACACCUGCUGAUCCCGGUUGAAUAGUACUAGGGAGGCCCAGGCCUUUGGUUGUGGUGUCCUAGCCCAUGCUAGCCCCUGCCAGGCCCACAGCUCACAGACCAAGGAUACUGAUGGUGAGGGUGGCAGUCUGCAGAAAAACCAAAAAGGUAUCAGCAGAACUGCAUGCCUUUCUAGGAUUCAGUCCUCAGAGCUAAUGGUCCUGUACACAGAUGAGAAACUUUGCCAGGGUAAGGACACUAAGAGACAAGCCUCAAUUGUGGCAAAAAGCCCCAAAAUCAUAAUCCCAAUGUACUGACCUGGGCACAGGCUGCCUGCUGGCAAGGAUAGCACAGUUGCCCAUGGGCCCAGGAGCUGGAGGUGGGGGCAAACAAAUGGCGGGGGGCAACGCCGUGGUCCCUCCUGUAUCCUGUCCAUCUCGAGCCAAGCCAGUCACUAGCUGCACCCAAAUCCAAGAGGCCUCAAGGCCUCGCAGGAAGUCAUAGAAGAUGACCAGACCGGCCCUGGGGAAUGCUGGUCUAAGCACACAGGCAUGCAACCCUCCCUCCCAGCCAGCUUCCCACUCCUAACUGGCCUUAGUUGGUCUUGACUAGCAGUGGUGACCAAGUCAGAUGGCUGGCAGAGGGGGCAGGUCUCACCCAGGGUCGUAGGGGUCAGGGCCCAGCACGUCAGACGGUGGUAGGAGGUGUGGGUCCAGCCCCAGGUUCCUAACCGUAGUUCCAGAAAGCAGCGGCUGUCAGGGAACAAAGGACACUCCAGAAAGCCUCCUAGCUGCCCAUGCUCCCUCAAUUGCAAAGAGCAGAGCUGCCCGAUUCCACCCCUUGGGUCCUCACAGCCUUGCCAGCGCCACCCCAAAACACGGCGUCUGUGGCUGGUGGAAACGGCGGCAGUGGGGGAGCCACCAGCGGCGGGAGGAGUGGGGGAUCUCCCCUACCCCUCAGGUGAGCUCUGGGACUGGGCAGAUCCCUGGGACCUAGGAGCAGAGAAAAAGUUAGGCUCUGCUGAGCAGGGAGCUAAGACUGGGCUACCAUACCACUACUCUGAGAGCCCAGCCCGUGAAUGAAUUCGCGGAGUCACGGGGAUAAAAGAGGCACACACAGAAACAUGGUGACACGCGAGGACACAGACGAUACGGGGCACAAACACCAGUUUCAGUUCCCGUACAUGGUCCCACUACCCCUUCCUCUGAGCCCGGGCUGCUAAAGGUACGGCUGUUAGUACUGACCCCAGGGCAUUCUGCCUGCACCCCUCUGCAUCUGCAGACACAGGAUUUCUGCCUCCAGGCGCUGGUUCUCGGCCUCAACUACCCGAAGCUUCCCCGAGGCGGCACCUGCCCUUCUUUCUGAGAGGAACAAGUCUGAUCUGUCACGUCUGACUAAUGGCCGGCUGGGUCCCGUUCUGACCAGCUCUCCAGUCAUAGGACUCUCUGGACAAGGCUGGACUUGGGGGCUCAUUCUAAUCACUACCACAGAGACCACCCAGGUUUCCUACCACGGGGCCUCAGCUCAGGUGGUUCUCCUCCCAGGACUAAGACCACCGCUUCUGAGAAGCCCUCUGGGCUGGCCCCUCCUGUUUACCCCUGCGCGCCCGCGACCGCCACAACUCCAGUGCUGAUGCCUCCACUUGUAGCUGCCACAUCUGGCCCAGAAGGCCGGGGUCCCGGCCCCCGCCCCGAACGUAGGCCUCAUGCAGGGCCCUGAGCGGGGGAGAACAGGAAGGCAGAAGUCUUUACACGCCUGGUCAGCGCCUCGCCUCGAACCCGUCCGCGGGCUUCGGACCUCACCCGAUCUCGGCAGCCAGAGUCCCUGGGUUGGCCUGGACCACCGGAAAACCGAGUUCAGCCUCUGCGAAGGCUUUCAGCCGGGGCCUGGGCGGGGAGGUGACGGGCUGGGAAACGGCAUCGCCGACCAGAUGCUGGGCCUCCUGCAGCCCCGCCCCUCCCGGCUCUUACACGUUCCGCCUUCCGGGUCGCGUGGGCCUGCUCCUCGCUGGGCCGCUCCUCUUCCGGACUCCCGCCCAGCGCCCCGCCUCCGUGAGUCCCCGCCCUCCAGAGCGAGCUCGGCGGGGAGCCCGCCGCGCAUAGGCCCCGCCCCCGCCCCGCCCCUCGGAUCACACCCCAGCGCUUCCGGUCUCACCCUGUCAGGGGCUGUAGCUGUUGGACGCGGCCCUCUAACGCCUUUAGAGCUCCCCGCGUCCGUCCGGCGUCAGUCCAGAGUUCUCGAAGCUCUCGCUCCAGGCCUAAUGGACGGGCUAUCCCGCCCCGGGUCCUGGCCACACCCUCGAGACGCUGGCUCAGUUCUGCGGGCGUAAGGGAACGGGGCAGAGCGGGUCGGAGCAGCCUUAAGCCAAGCGGUGAGGGGCCCUAGUACCCCACUUCCUCCUCACCCUCGCCGCGUCGCUCCAGGGCCCGACCCUGGGCCUUGGUCUCUGCCACGCGCCUUGCGUAAUUCUCGUUCAGCGCCCGCAGCCGCUCAUCUGGGCUUCCCGUGGCGUUGGAGUUGAGGUCUUGAGGCGGGGCCUCUGAACCUGAGCACCUCCAGUGCCCCUCUGACCCCCUGGGGAUCUCUGUUACCCGGGAUUGCAUUUCCUGCAGGCAAAGCCGCAGACGCUGCACCUGGAGGUAAACAGUGAACGCGUCUCUGUUGCAGUAACCUGACCCAUCCAUAGGUUUAGGAAGGACACUAAGAUUCUUGAGCCCGUGGAAAGCCGGGUGUACCUCCUCAGUUAGCCUCUUUAGAGCCCACUUGCUAGCCUCCUGGUCUGGGAUGCCCUGGGGUUCUUCUGGCGCAACCUGAGAACAGGGUGUAGUGAAAAUCCUGAAGGUUAGGGUUCCCUGAAUGCCCAUCCAUGGCAAGAGAGGCCCUUACCACGAGGCUCCCUGGUUCAGUGGCUGUUGAGGGCUGUGCUCCAAGUGUCACCUUCUGGCUGGAGUGGCCAAUGCAGAAGCGGUGGGUGUGGGUGGCCAAGAGGGCCUGGGAUCGGAAAACCAUGUCACAGGCCCCACAGGUCAGGAACUCUGGCUCCCCAGAGGGAGAGGCCAUUGGAUGGGACCCUUUUCCUGAUACCAGCCAAAACCUGUGGAAAACAAGGGCAGGGAAAAGGCAGAGCCUGAUGAAACACGCAGGGAAGAAAGGCCAGGUCUAGAAAGUCUCCAAGAUCUUUGGGUUUGUUUGGGGAGGAGCCUUAGCUCCCAGGGCAGCAACUACAUACAGGUCCAGGCAGGUCUGAAACGGGUGGGGAAGGCCUGGUCACCUUUGGGAGGAGCCCAUGGCUUGAAAAAUCGUCACAAAAAUGUUUCACCUCAUUGCAUGAGCUUGGGCAAGUCACAUUGGUUUCCUUGCCUAUACUAAUAAAGGGGAAUGAACAGCUGCCUCCUUAUCACCCACUCUGUCACUCAUCAUUUAGUAGCUGCUGGCAAGAGUCACUGCUCUGUUCUCAAGUGGAUACACAGUGCAGGGCACCCGGCAGGUCCUGGCUCUGCAGAAUAUACUCCAAGUAAAGUAUUCUUCAGAACAGGGAACACCUGGGAGAAGAGGCAGUCUUGCCCUUUUGGAAGGUCUGCUUGGAAACUCUUCUUUUACCUAGACUGAAUAGCUAGCUCUUCCCAGCACCAUGCCUCUCUGGACACAACCACAGCUUUUGCACAGCCUAGUCACACCAGGGUCUCUAAAGGUCUCUCCCUAACUUCCAUCCCCCAACUUGUGUGUGUUUGCAGCUGUAAUGGGAGGAUAAUCAGCACAGUUCAAGAAAAUCAGCAAAGCUCUGUGAGAACAUAAUGAAUUUAUCAACUGAGGGAAUCAAGUCCAGAAGGUACUUACUCCUUUCCUCAAGUCUGGGAAGGACCAAACCACAUCUCUCCUACUCCCUCUACCUGUGAGUAUCUGCAUCCGUCAGGUUAUGAAGAGGAAGAAGGUCCAAGCUAUCCACAUGUGGAAUGAAAACUUUUCUAAACAAGACAGACAAUGCAUUUCUCCCCUACACCAUGUAAGACCAAGGUUUGACCAGCAGCAGGUUACAAAGUGUUUCAAAGUAUGUGAUUUCAAACCAGUUCAAUUCUGACUGAGAAAAAGGGUACUACAUUUUUAGAAAAUUAUUAAGUGGCAAAGCCCAAGUAUCAACCUACUUCUGACUCCAAGUUUAGUAAUUUCGCAAUACAUUGUUAGAGUUCAGAGUUCAUUUUAUAGUAUUUCUCUGAUUCUAAGAUGCACAUUUUUUUAUAUUUUAACAACACAUAAAUCAGGAUUCACAAUGAGGGAGGAGUCAUAAUAUAACUGGCAGGAGUUCUCCUACUGCUACAUUGUGUGUUAAAACCAACGCUGUCUUACAUUCAAUGAAAAAGUUCUUACUGCUCUUACCUCAACUGCCAUUCGCUCUUGGAUUACUUACACCAUUAGCAGUAGGUUCAGUAUGGCAGAUAGGGGCUCUGCCUUCCCGGCCUGUAGAAUCUAGCAAAUGUCCUACUGGCCUCUAGCCUCCCCAUCUGGUCUAGAGAUAACACUACAAAUAAUCUUUCUAACAUGCUAUCAGGCCUGUUCUGUCUAUGCUUGUCUCCCAUGAGAGUAUGAUCUUGAGUCCCGAGUUAAUUAUCUACUAGCGACUAAUUAGUGUAUGGAUGUCCAAAGAGUGCCAAAAGAUGUUUAAAUUGAUUUGUCCAUCACAUCUUGGCUGGAGGUUUCAUCUUCGUUUUUUUAGCUUUCACUUUUCCCUCCACGAGGCUGGGCACUCCUUGUAUUCCUGAGACAUGAAAACAGGAGCUUGGGAAGUAUUUGUGGAAUAAAAGAGCUUGCUUCCUCCACUGAACACCCAACUAGAACUGCCUCAAAUCCCUUCUCUCCCAUGCUCUUGUGUACCGGUAAGGUCCUAUCUGCCAUACAGACCUUAAAAUGUGCACAUUGAUGAAUACAUUGUUGUUUGCUGCUGCCUGCUAUCUAGUAGAUUCCGACUCACAGCAACCCAUGUGACAAAGCAGAGCUGCCCCAUAGGGUUUUCUUGGCUGUACUCUACAGAAGCAGACUGCCAGAAGUUCCUCCUGCAGAGCUGCUGGGUGGAUUAGAACAGCCGACCUUUUGGUUAGCAGCAGAGCACUUAACCAUUUGCACCACCAGGGAUCCUUGGUAAAUAUACAGGCAGUCAAAAGUGGUUCUGGUGAAGGAAAAUUGGGUUUCUAAUUUUAUUACAGGUAUGCUCUGCUUUUCGCAAGUUUGCUUUAUGCCACUCUGCUUUUAUGAAAGACCUACAUCAGUACCUGUUUCCACUAACUGAAGAGGAUUUUUGCUUUCGUAAAAAAUGGAUAGUGUUCAGUGUUUAUUCUGCAACGAGCCACGGAAAAGGCAGUACCCACCCAAGCAACCAGAGUGGCGCUGCCAAGCUCCUUCCCCACACUUGGCAUCGAGCCGCCACAGCUCUGAGCUGUGUCUGAGCACUUGUACUUUAUCUCAAUUUGGCAAGAUGUGUCCCAGCUCUGUGUGAUUUGGUAUGAUUUCGGUAGGCAGUUUUUUGGGUCUGGGAACGAGCAAACAUUUUUCCCAUAUAAAUUAAUGUUAAUUGCUUUUUUAUGCCAUUUCGAUUUACAAAAGGUUUCACUGGAACAUGACUUUGCACAGGGUUUUCUGCAUCAAAAAAGUAUCUGCUAAGAGGAGAAACAGAUGUGCCUGGUUUCAGAUUCCCCCAGAUGCUAAAAAUGUCCCCCCUAAAAAAGAAUCCAUUUCAUCUAAUUUUAAAGAAAAUAUUCUCAACACAAGACAAUCCAAACUGAUGCAAAAUAUUUAUUCCAAGUUAGUUAUUUUAUGCAGUUUUCCCCCUCAUAACAGACUUGUGAUAGCCACAUUUUUUAAAUCUGUAAAUAAUGUUAUCAAAAUAAUCUUAAUCUUUGAAAUCUCACAAAAAUUUAUAUUUUACAAUCCACCCUGAAUAUCAAGGCUGCAAGAAUAACACAACAUUUCCUAUAUCCAAAUAUUUUACAGCUGUACCCAAAAAGGAAAAAAAAAAAGAAAACCACAUUUGCUUGGUUAAGGGCUAAA